AUGGUAAUAGCCCUUAGGAAAAGAACAAGAGACGAAGAAAAUUUACAAAUAACUAAAGAUAGUGAUAAUUUUAAUAAAAAAAAAAAAGAGGAUUUAAUUGAAUCUGAAAAUGGAGACUCUGAAAUUGGAGAAGAGGAUGAAGAUUAUAGUGAUGAAGAGGAUAAUUUAACAAAUGACGAAGAAGAAGAAGAAGAUGAUGAAGAUGAAGAUGAAGAACAAGGAAAUAAUGAUGAUGAUGAAGAAAUAAAUAAAGAAUUAGAUGAAUAUUCAGGUGAUGAUUUGGAAACUAAAAAUUUAAAAGAAAUUUUAAAGAAAAGAAAAUUAAAGGGAGAACCAAGAAAACCAAUAUCAGUAUUUGAUUUAACAUGUUCAUAUUGUGGUAAAGUAUUUCCAAGAGCAUCAAAAUUGGAAUAUCAUAUAAGGACACAUACAGGUGAAAAACCAUAUCAUUGUAAAUUUGAAGGAUGUGGUAAAUCAUUCUCAAGAUCUCAUCAUUUGUCAUACCAUGAAAAGACACAUUCUCCACCACAAGAAAAGAUACCAUGUCCAAUAGUAGGAUGUACAAAUACAUUCGUUUUUAAACAUCAUCUUCAAACUCAUAUAAAAUCAAAACAUGAUACUGAAAAACCAUAUAAAUGUAACCACGAUCCAACCAAUUGUCAAUUAUCAUUCAGUAAACAUAACCAAUUAAAACGUCAUUUAGCAACCGCUCAUUUAAAUCAAUUACCUUAUGAAUGUAAAGAUUGUGGUAUGAGAUUCGAAUAUCCAAGCUAUUUGAAAAAACAUGCUGCCCGUAAACAUGAUGGUGUCGCAACCAAUAUUUGUAUGUUUCCAGGUUGUAAAGAAAAGUUUGUCACAUUAUUGGAAUUACAAAAACAUCGUAAAACAAGUCAUACAAUAACAUACAAUUGUGAUCAAUGUUCAUCAGUUUUUAAAUCCUCUUCAAAAUUAUCUGAACAUAAAAAAGUCCAUAUCGAUAUUGAAAAACGUAAAGCUUUUCAUUGUACACACGAAGGUUGUGAUAAAGUUUAUCUUACAAAAUCUGGUUUAGAUUCUCAUAUAAAAUCAAUUCAUCUUAAACAAUCAUUCACUUGUGAAUUACCAAAAUUAAAUAUUAUUAUUGAACCUGAACCAUCUAAAAUUAAAAUUGGAACUAGAAAAAAGAUUAAAAAAUCGAAAUCAUCAACAACAGCAAAUAAAGAUAAUACAAAUCAACAACAAGAAAUUGAUAAUAAAAAUAAUACAACUGCAACAACUGCAGAUAUUUCUGAUACUACCUCGGGUAUGGCCACAAUAACAACCACAACAACAACAACAACAACAACAACAACAACAACAACAACAACAACAACAACAACAACAACAACAACAAAUAAUAUAGAACCAUUAAAUAUGGAAUCAAGUUCUUCAUCACCUAAAAAUGAUAGUGUUGAAUUAAAUGAAAAAGAUGAAAAUAAAGAAAAUAAACAAAACCAAGAAAAUCAAGCAAAUGAAAAUAAUAAAGAAAAUGAUCAUGAAAUUUGUGGUCAAACGUUUACAACCAAAAAGAGUUUAUUCAGACAUAUUGAAUUGGUUCAUAAAAAAAAUAAUAAUACAAAAGUUUUACCAUCAAAAGCAACAAGAACCAUUGCAAACGAAGAGAAAUUGAAAAAUAAUAGAGAAAAACAAAAUCUUAAAAAUUUACUUGGUAAAAAACAAUCUUUUAGACCUGAUGAUUCAAUAUUUGAUUAA
Dictyostelium discoideum AX4 is the source of this 1731-nucleotide messenger RNA. It is a transcript of the gene TFIIIA, whose product is annotated as C2H2-type zinc finger-containing protein. NCBI's taxonomy places the organism in Eukaryota, Evosea, Eumycetozoa, Dictyosteliales, Dictyosteliaceae. The transcript has a single exon. The coding region runs from base 1 to 1731 and encodes 576 amino acids. Gene Ontology annotation, cellular component: nucleus. The record is from RefSeq and is a predicted model, not a curated record.